This is a messenger RNA of Mandrillus leucophaeus (drill), 1188 nucleotides long. RefSeq lists its product as uncharacterized. The transcript is spliced from 9 exons. The record is from RefSeq and is a predicted model, not a curated record. The coding region runs from base 1 to 1188 and encodes 395 amino acids. NCBI's taxonomy places the organism in Eukaryota, Metazoa, Chordata, Mammalia, Primates, Cercopithecidae.
AUGAUCCCUUCUCUCUGGGGUCUGGUGGCCCCAGCCAAGCCCUACGAGGUCUGGGAACCUAGGGGGUCUUCCCAGAUGGCGGGGAAGGUGCUGGCUGGAGGGCAAUUCUUCCUCCUCUGCUAUGCAAACCAAACUCUUCCUGUUGAGACCUCCCGGAGACCCCAGCCUGCCAGUCCCCCCAUCUCAGACGACCCAAAGGAGGCUGCUCACAGACUGGCUCUCAGCAUGCCCCAGUUUACCUGUCCCAGGCUUGGGCAGCUGCUUCCUUCCCAGGUCCCUUGCCUCGGGGAUGAGUGGGGUGGGGGCAGCACCGUCCUCCCUGGCCAGCCCUCCCAGGUUCCUAGUGUCUCUGUACCAAACCUGGAGGAAAGGAUUUCCUUGUUCCCGCGUGUUCAGCCAAUUGUCUUUAUGUUUAAGGAGAAACUAACAAUGAAAAGGGACUCAUUGACAAAGGAAAAGUUGGAAUGCAGCCUCUGGUGCUGUUUGAGCGAUCCUUCUCCCCCUGGCCUGGCUGCCUGCUGCUGUGUUCUGGAAAGGCGCAUUGUACCGUGGAUGCGGCAGGAAUCCUAUUCAUCUUCUUCACCGAUAUGGUUUGUGGACUCUGAUGAGCCAAAUCUGAUGUCAGUUCUAGAACGUCUAGAAGAUACUAAGAACAACAAUUUGAAUAGGACAACGGAAGAAGUGACUUCAAAAGAAAAGGAAGAAGAGAUGGCUGAAGAUAUAGACGACUUAGAUCACUAUGAGAUGAAAGAAGAGCCUAUUAAUGGGAAAAAGUUGAAGGAUGAAGGAACUGAAAAAGAAAAUUGGGCAAUAUUAGAGAAAAUUAGGAAGACUGAAAGGCAAGACCAUUUAAAUGCUGCAGUGUCUGGGUCAGUGCAAGCUUCAGAUAGAUUUAUGAAAGAACUCGGAAACAUAUAUAGAUCACAGAGUUAUAAGACAGAUUUUUUCAUUUUUGAGUUAGUAAAAAUAAAAAAUCUCUUUGUAUUUGAAUUAUAUUUUUGUUUUGUAAUUCUUAGGGUUGACCCUGACAGUGCUUUGCACAGUGAUCUUCAGAUUGUAAAAGAAAAAGAAGGGAUAGGAGACAUUUUGCUCAACUUAUCUUUUAAGAACUCUAGAAAAAAGCUUAGUUUGGUGUCGGAUGAGAAGCACACGGGUUAUGGAGAAAAUCAUGAAAGAGUCAAACCUUGA